AUGAUUGUGGGUAGGACUUUCGUCAGGAGUGUAAGGUAAGAUGAGACCCUAAUUUAUGCAAUUUCUUUAGUACGGAGAGUGCCGUAUUGGUCGGGCCUGCAGUUCGUUUACUUCUUCAUGACUAUGGAAUUAGUUUGAACAGCCUGAAGGCAACUGGUCCGCGGGGAAAUGUUUUGAAGAGGUAAGUGUAAUGUAUUUAUUUUUUAUUUUGGUCAGUGACGUUCUGGAUCACAUUCGUCUGGCUAAUCUGCAGCCCAUCAAGCAAGAAGUCCCAUUGCCUUUGCUGAACCCUGAUCCUCUGUUAACUGAGACUACUAGUAUUAAGCACAUCAAACCGUCGGAAUCCGAAUUUUUUUCGAAAAGAAGACACCGGAGGACAGCUCAAUUUGAAGAUAUCCCCUUGUCAGGCAUGCGGUCAACUAUUGCCAGAAGAUUAACCCACGCGAAGGUUUGUAGUCCAAGCUUUUGUUUAUUGGUUUAGUGCUCUGUGCCCCACAAUUACACUUCUCUAAAUGUUCGAGCCGAAAAUCUGGCUACUUUCCGAAAGAAAUUGUCAAAUCAGGGCAUCAAAGUCUCAGUAAAUGACUUCAUUGUGAAGGCCGCUGCCCUUUCAUUGAGGUCGGUACCCGAGAUAAAUGUCCAAUGGGUUGAGAAUGAUAUUCGAAGGGUUGCAGAGGUAGAUGUUUCAGUGGCAGUUGCCACCCCGACUGGUCUCAUUACACCAAUUGUUUUCCGUGCAGAUCAAUUGCCGGUGAACAAGAUCUCUCAUGUUAUACGAGAACUAGCGGUGCGUGCUAAAGACAACAAAUUGAAGCCUCAGGAAUUUCAAGGUGGAUCCUUUACGUAAGCCAUAUAUUCCUUUUCUUACAUUUGGUUUAGAGUUUCGAACCUUGGAAUGUUUGGAAUUCACACGUUUACGGCUAUCAUAAAUCCUCCCCAAACCGCUAUUUUAGCCGUUGGUGGAACUCAUUCUCAAGUUGAUACCGAGCUCAACACAACAGAGCACUUUACAUUGACCUUAUGCUAUGAUAAUCGCGCGAUUACCGAGAUUGAUGCUCAUCGAUUCCUGCAGAACAUGCAGCAGCUUCUGAAUCAUCCCGACGUUUCUUUGAGCGGAGGACUUGAUUUACCCGGUGACCAUCAUGAGUUGUAUUGA
This is a messenger RNA of Bursaphelenchus xylophilus (pine wood nematode), 1156 nucleotides long. The record is from the annotation of a GenBank genome assembly. Lineage: Eukaryota; Metazoa; Nematoda; Chromadorea; Rhabditida; Aphelenchoididae.